Moneuplotes crassus is the source of this 427-nucleotide messenger RNA. Lineage: Eukaryota; Ciliophora; Spirotrichea; Euplotida; Euplotidae. The record is from the annotation of a GenBank genome assembly.
UGAUUAAAGAUGCUUGAACUUAUUUGGAGCAUCAACUCUUUGCCAGCCUGGAUAAUUGGGAUAUAUACCUUUGUGCAUUCAGUUUGAAUGGUGGCCAAGUGCCUUAUUAGGAACUAUUUAAGACAGCCUUUGGAUCUAGCGAAGAGAUAUGGGAAAGGACCUUGGGCUGUUGUUACAGGCACAACUGGUAGCAUUGGAGAAGAGUAUUGUAAGCAGUUGGCUAGGCAGGGAUUUAACCUUGUUUUAUUUGGCAGAAACAAAUACAAACUUGAUGCAAAAUUGAAGAAAGACAAUUCUUAGCUUCAAACACAGAUAGGGGUUGCUGAUUUUGCUGAAGAUAACUCUGCUGGAUUUUAUGAACAUUUGUAUAGAAAGAUUCAAAAGUUAGACAUUUCGAUAUUGGUCAAUAAUGCUGGUGCAGUAAUCC